Molecule: messenger RNA, 592 nt
Organism: Caenorhabditis elegans
Lineage: Eukaryota; Metazoa; Nematoda; Chromadorea; Rhabditida; Rhabditidae
Gene: mlp-1
Product: Cysteine-rich protein 1
Exons: 3
Coding region: 2-289 (95 amino acids)
Cellular component (GO): nucleus
Source: RefSeq, marked reviewed
AAUGCCAUUCAAGCCUGUGGAGCACCCAAAAUGCCCGAAGUGCGGCAAAAGUGUGUACGCCGCAGAGGAGAUGUCCGCCGGCGGAUACAAAUGGCACAAGUUCUGCUUCAAGUGCAACAUGUGCAACAAGCUUCUCGACUCGUGCACUGUUGCUCCGCAUGAGGCAGAACUCUACUGCAAACAGUGCCACGGACGCAAAUUCGGACCAAAGGGAGUCGGAUUUGGACUUGGUGCUGGAUGCUUGACAACUGAUUCCGGAGAAAAGUUCGGUGGAUCCAAACAGACGUAAUCGAAAGAAAAACAUUGUUAUCAAUCUCAAAAACUCGUCAGGGGAUAAGCAAUCGUCCUAUGACAGCCGAGGCAUUCACCGCACCAAUCAAUCCUUCCCAUAGCUGAACUUUCUCUUUCACUUUUCAAUUUUUAUUCAAUUUUCUAUAAUAUUCCUCAAUUGCUAAAAUUUUCAACUUUUUAAUUGGACAUUUCUCAAUUAUUACUAUUAUUAUUAUUAUUAUUACUCUAAUAAUGACAUUUUCAAAUAAUUGAAUACCCCUGGUACUUUCGUUCCUACUAAUAAAUAUUGUUAAGCUUCAAA